This is a messenger RNA of Asterias rubens (European starfish), 1579 nucleotides long. Its product is annotated as mitochondrial glutamate carrier 1-like. Gene Ontology annotation, biological process: L-glutamate transmembrane transport; malate-aspartate shuttle; aspartate transmembrane transport. Bases 328 to 1374 code for a protein of 348 amino acids. NCBI's taxonomy places the organism in Eukaryota, Metazoa, Echinodermata, Asteroidea, Forcipulatida, Asteriidae. The transcript is spliced from 10 exons. The record is from RefSeq and is a predicted model, not a curated record. Gene Ontology annotation, molecular function: L-aspartate transmembrane transporter activity; L-glutamate transmembrane transporter activity.
AAAAGCACGUUACAUGUGCGUGCUACGUCCCCGUCCCGUACGAUCACACUACACACACACGGAUGUAAAGACGGUUGUACGAGUGUAAAGGAGUGACUGGCUGAAGAAUUUUCUCAAAUUUUAACAGAAAACAGAGCGGAAAAUUACACAUUCAGAGUAACAUUUGUUGAUCGGUUGCGUAGGUAGCUCCAGAGAAACGGUGUUUGUACAGGCCUGAUUAGCCGCGGCUGCUCCAGAGAACUCAAUUCCAGAGCAACUUGAUUUUGUAAACACAUCAGAAGAACUGUAAACAACGCCGGAAUACUUAAAGAUAGAUUUCUCCUUGGAAUGGGUGAAAUUAGUGCUUCCAAUGAAGCCCAUGUGGAAGUCACAAACCAACAACCCAAGAAGGGAUACACUGGUCUCCCCGCUAAGUGUAUAAAUGGUGCUCUGGCCGGAGUUGCGGGUGUCACCUGCAUCUUCCCCAUCGACCUGGUGAAAACACGACUUCAGAACCAACAAGUCAGCGAUGGUAGGCGGAUGUACAACAACCUAUUUGAUUGUUUCAUAAAGACAGCAAAAGCAGAUGGAAUUAGAGGUUUAUAUAAAGGUUUUGGUGUGAAUGUCACGUUGAUCUCUCCAGAGAAAGCCAUUAAACUUGUCGGCAACGACUUCUUCCGCUAUCACUUACGGAAAGAUGGGGCACAUCUGGGCUUGCACAGAGAAAUGCUUGCAGGUGGCGGCGCUGGGCUGUGCCAGGUUAUCAUCACCACCCCUAUGGAAAUGCUGAAAAUUCAACUACAGGACGCGGGGAGGAGAAUUUCAGUUCAAAAGAAAAAGGUUCCUGCCGUAGCAGUCCCCGACCUCGCCUCAAAAAUAAACCCCUCCCUCACCAGAGCGUAUUCCGCCAAUCUAGCCGAUGUGUCGCCCUCUGCGUGGACCCUCGCACGCAAUCUUCUCCAAACAGAAGGCAUAUUUGGACUCUACAGGGGACUAGGGGCGACUCUAAUGAGAGAUGUACCUUUUUCCAUGGUAUACUUUCCACUGUUUGCACAUCUCAAUGCAAUGGGUGUGAAGCGCGAGAAUGGUCGUGCCAGUUUUAAACAUUCCUUCAUGUGUGGAUGCCUUGCAGCAACAGUGGCAUCUCUGUCUGUUAACCCAGUUGAUGUAAUCAAAACCCGACUGCAGCUGUUACAACAUGCCCCGGGCGAGCAAACCUAUGACGGGAUCCGUGAUUGUGCAACCAAGAUCUGGAAACAAGAGGGCCCCUCUGCGUUCUUCAAGGGGGCGUCUUGUCGCCUUCUGGUCAUCUCGCCUCUCUUUGGCAUCGCCCAGGCCGUCUACUACUAUGGCGUCGGCGAAUUCUUACUCGGAAUACCGAAGCAGUGGUUAUGAGGUGGUUUAUUCUAAUAAUUAAUAAACAAAUCUUCCCUAUUUAUUUGAAAUAUUAAGAUGCCCCACUUGAAGAUAGAAUUCUUUUAAGGGUACAAUGGAGAAGGGAUUUAGGGAAUUACGGUUCUUGCCAUGGUUACGUUUUAUUUUUGUUUGCAUGAUGAUAUUUUCAAGUUUGGUCGGAAAAUAUUUAUUGUAGGUGCUCUAA